GAUCUUUAGGAUCUUGUGAGUUUUUCUUUGUUUUCUCGUUUGAAUUUUUCGGAGGGGGGAGAAAUGGGAACGGAGGUUAUGAUACCCCAUGAUUGUUUGGUCCAGAGGGUGACCCCGUUUCAUCGCCGGAAAAUCGGACACGGGAACGGGAACGGCGCUUUUUGUCCUCGCUACCGGAAGCCGGCGGGUCGGUCGGAGAAGAGGAGGUGCAGCGCGGAGACGAAGAGAUCUCCCAGCGCCGGGAACUUGAAUCCCGGCGAGCUCGUGAUGGGCCGGGUCACGAUUCUGCGGCGGGGGGAGUCGCUGGGCUCGCUGGACUCGAAGAUCCGGGAACCCGUGCCGGCGGAGACGACUGAGCGAGUCGGCGACGUUUACGCCGGAUCGGCUUUCUCGAACUCGCCGUCGCCGAGAUCCUUGCCGGUGCCUUCGUUCUUCUCCAACCCGAACAGAGAGCAAGACGGGCUCGACGAUUCGGCUACCCGGUACUUGAGACGGGUGCUCCGACUCGAAUUGUGAAUUCGGAUCCGAGUACAUCUUUUUAGAAAUCAACUGGCAGCCCCUGUAUUUUCAGCAUCUUAAAAAAAGUCCCCAAAAAGUUCUUAUUUUUCCUUCUCAUACAAAUCAUCGGGGAGGGAUUCAAGAGGGUGAGAAAUGAGGGACCAAACAAAAACUAUGUAAUUAGGGGUGCCUAUUUUUCUACUAAUUAUAAUUAAUCGAGCAUGUAUUACUACCAAGGAAGUAUUAACUUGUGUAAUUAAGCUGGAAUGGCAUGAUUGUAAUUCAGGAAGAGAAUUUGG
Cuscuta campestris is the source of this 797-nucleotide messenger RNA. Lineage: Eukaryota; Viridiplantae; Streptophyta; Magnoliopsida; Solanales; Convolvulaceae. The record is from the annotation of a GenBank genome assembly.